Molecule: messenger RNA, 2056 nt
Organism: Megalopta genalis
Lineage: Eukaryota; Metazoa; Arthropoda; Insecta; Hymenoptera; Halictidae
Gene: nudC
Product: nuclear distribution C, dynein complex regulator
Biological process (GO): protein folding
Cellular component (GO): cytoplasm
Source: RefSeq, a predicted model, not a curated record
CGAGAAGUUUCGUGGAGUAGAAACGUGGUGUGGUAAGAAAGUGAGCCUUUCUGUUUCAGACGUCUGUGCGGAACAUUUAUCGUUUGUUACUCUGUGUGUCUCGAGAUUUUUCUUGUGAAAUCUGACGAACAAUGUCGAGCAGCGAGGAGAAAUUCGACGCAAUGUUGCUGGCCAUGGCCCAGCAACACGAGGGUGGUGUGCAAGAACUGUUGGAUACGAUAUUUAGUUUUCUCGCAAGGAAAACUGAUUUUUAUACUGGCGGCGGCAAGGGAGCUGCAGAAAAGCUUGUUCUUAGUAAAUUCAGGAAACAUGAAAGCACAGCCAUUGCAAAGGCCGCGAGCGAAAAGGCGGAGCGCGAAGAGCAAGAGAAACGUCGAAAGGAGAGGCUGGAAAAGAAAAAGAGAGAAGAGAAAGCAGAGGAGGAGAAGAUGAAUUCUGAGCGUAAGAUUGUGGAACUGACCGAUGAGGAAGCUGCCUGGUUACAAGAGGAAAUAGAUAGUAAGAAAGCAGAGAAAGAAGCACCAGCAGUUCCUGGACCAAGCGGAGACAAUGCCGAUGGCGAAAAGAAGGAUGAGAACAUGGAAGACGAUGAGGAGGAGGACGAGGUUGAGAAGAACAAACUCAGGCCUAACAGUGGAAAUGGCGCAGAUCUGAAAAACUACCAAUGGACUCAGACACUUCGGGACCUGGAGAUCCGAAUACCGCUGAACGUGAGCUUCUCGGCGCGACCACGGGACGUGACGGUCACGAUCACGAAGAAGCACCUGACCUGCGGCGUGAAGGGUCGCUUGCCGAUCAUCGACGGUGAUCUGCCGCACGAAGUCAAAGUCGUGGAGUCCACUUGGGUGAUCGAGGACGGCAAACGGUUGCUGAUCAUCCUGGAGAAGGUAAACCAGAUGCAAUGGUGGGCCCACGUGGUGACCAGCGAUCCGGAAAUCAGCACGAAGAAAGUGAAUCCGGAGCCGAGCAAGCUCUCCGACCUCGACGGUGAAACCAGAGGCCUGGUGGAGAAGAUGAUGUACGACCAGAGGCAGAAGCAGCUGGGCCUGCCGACCUCCGACGAGCAGAAGAAGCAGGACAUCAUUAAAAAGUUCAUGGAGCAGCAUCCGGAGAUGGACUUCUCGAAGUGCAAGUUCAACUGAAGCGGCGCCGAUCGAGGACUCGGCAGCCCGUGUCGGCCGGUGUCAAACGAUCGCGCUACCGACCCGGAGGCGGCCCAUCUUCUCAUUCCCGUGCCUGUGCCAUCCGGGCCCGACCGCGCGCAUCGUUGGAUCGUCGCCUGUCCGCGCGAGACCGCUCGCUAAUCUCUCCGCAUCUUUCUUUCACCCUUUCUUUUUCUACGCGUGACCGGCAGUCGCCGCGAAAGAGGACGCCGGCCGGCCGGCCGGCCGUUGAACGGCCGACCCGCCUCGUCCUGUUCGCCGAUUCCUUUAAAGGUCGACUACGAGGAACAGAGAGAAACGCCAUCCACGCUUUCUUGCGGCUCGCGCAGGCCAGUUUUUAUUUCGCGUCAACGAUCCGCAGUCUAUUCAUUUAUUUUGCGCAACGAGCUCUCCGCUGUUCCAGCGAUCGCGCGCCGACGCUGAGAUUACGUUGAUCAUUGCGUUGAUCGUGGAAUGGCACCUGAUCGGCUCGAUCCUCCGUGUUCCUAAUUCAGUGCCGACUUCGAAUCGGCGUAAAGAUCAGUGUAAAAUCGAAAGACGGAAGUCGCAGACGAUGCAAUUAUGCCACCGGAUGCUUUUUGUUUUCUCGCGACCGCGGCGUCGAAUAUCGAAACAGCGCCGAUUUCGGGUGCCAUUCCAGGCUCGAGAGAUCGCGAUCGCUCGACCAGAGGGUUAGUUAUCACACGAUAAGGCUACGGUGAUCGUUCCUUAAGAAACUACGAUUAGCUCGCACCGAUUGGUCGACAGCCGCGGGCCGCGGUAACUCGAUCGAAGCCGAUGGCGCGCACAGUGUUCGUUGUUCGUCAAUCGAAAUUGUUCGAUUCCUUCAUCACCCGACUGAUCCAGCGAACGUAGUUCGACAGCCGCGCGUAGAUCCCGAAUUUGCCGCGUUU